CCCUCCCAACAGAGUUGGAACCUAAAAAAAAAACUGAUUUAGAGAGAGAGAGGAAAAGGUUGGUACCAAAUCCCUAAGUCAUAUAAGCCUUUUCCCCCUUACCACUCCCACAAUCACCACAACAUGGCUACUGCUGCUGCAGGCAUAGCCUCCUUGUUUUCAUCUUCCAUCAACCCUGUCAAAUCUCUACGUUCCAAAAACUUCCCAAUAGAUACAUCCUCAAACCUAACUUUUGCAUAUGUUGCAUCACAUUCCUCAGUUGAACCUUUGUGCGUUGGUGCAACAAUCUCAUCACACAAGUUAUGGAUGCCUAGAAUUUCUGUUGCUGCUGUUGCUCAGAAAGAGGCCGUUGUGGCCGUCGAUCAUGAAGAGAAGGUUGUGGUAGAGGAGGAACAAGAACAAGAGAAAGAGAAUGGAGGGGAAAUUGAUGCAGAAGUAGACAGUAGAACUAAGCUUUAUUUUGGGAAUUUGCCUUACAGUGUUGAUAGUGCACAACUUGCAGGGCUAAUUGAGGAUUAUGGUAGCGCAGAACUAAUCGAGGUUCAUUACGACAGGAACACUGGAAAAAGUAAAGGCUUUGCAUUUGUGACCAUGAGUAGUGUUGAAGAUUGUAAUGAAGUAAUUAAAAAUCUUGAUAAAAAAGAGUUCAUGGGGCGAAUCUUGCUGGUGGAUUUCUGUCGGGUGAAUUUCUCGGGCAAACACCAUGUAGAAUCGUUGUACCCUGAAACCAAAUACAAGCUUUUUGUUGGGCACUUGUCUUGGACAGUAACUUCCGAGAGUCUGGCAGAAGCCUUUCAACAACAUGGAACUGUGGUUGGAGCUAGGGUGAUGUAUAAUGGCGAAACCGGACAGUCUCGUGGCUUUGGCUUUGUUUGCUAUGCCAAUAGAUCAGAAAUGGAAGCUGCCCUUACACUCAUGAAUGAUGUGGAACUAGAAGGAUGGAAAUUGCGCGUAAGUUUGGCGCAACCAAAACGUUCAUAAGGUUGAUAGAAAUGCCGAAAAAGCUCUUAGAUGUUCAACAAUGGUGUGCCAAAGAAAUGAGAAGGGCAUGGCCAUCUAACCUACCAUGAUAAAUAUACUUGACACUAAAUUGCGUGAUUGAUGAUAUGAUAGUGUUUGUUGGUGCUGUUAGUUUUAUGAGAUUUUUUGAGUUUUUGUUUCAAAGUAUGGUGAAGAUUGGAGAUUUUAUUGUGUCUGCCAGGGUUUUGAAUAAAGGUCUGCAUAUUGGUUUUGUUAUGUUGCUGACAUUUUAACUGUACAAUGAUUGAAGCUGCAUUUGCUUGUAAUUCUCUGUAAUAUUGAAAAUUGUGAUGCGACUAUAGCUGAAUGAUUCUUUUGGAUACAAAGGGAUUUGGACUUGUGAUCCCAGCUAUAUAUGAAGUCAAAGGACUUAAUGAAAAAUUAUUAAACAUUUUAAUUA
Lathyrus oleraceus (garden pea) is the source of this 1420-nucleotide messenger RNA. RefSeq names its product 33 kDa ribonucleoprotein, chloroplastic. The coding region runs from base 124 to 981 and encodes 285 amino acids. The record is from RefSeq and is a predicted model, not a curated record. Gene Ontology annotation, cellular component: chloroplast thylakoid membrane. The transcript has 4 exons. NCBI's taxonomy places the organism in Eukaryota, Viridiplantae, Streptophyta, Magnoliopsida, Fabales, Fabaceae. Gene Ontology annotation, biological process: chloroplast rRNA processing. Gene Ontology annotation, molecular function: mRNA binding.